AGCAGCAGCGGGUCGUGAGCGGCGUGUAUGAGUGUGUGUGUGUUUGUGUCUCUGUGUGUGUCAGCCACAGAUUUCUGAAGAUGCUGGAGAGGUAGCUGGUCUGACGGGAUGGCCGGGAUCAUUAAGAAGCAGAUCCUGAAGCAUCUGUCCAGGUUCACUAAGAACCUCUCCCCGGAUAAGAUCAACCUGAGCACGCUGAGAGGAGAGGGUCAGCUGUCCAACCUGGAGCUGGACGAGGAGGUCCUGCAGAACAUGCUGGAUCUGCCCACCUGGCUGGCCGUCACCCGAGUCUACUGCAACAAGGCUGCUAUACGGAUACAAUGGACAAAGUUGAAGACCAGUCCCAUAUGUUUAUUCCUGGAUAAAGUAGAAGUUGAAAUGAGGACCUGUGAGGAACCCCGGCCCCCAAACGGCCCCUCUCCGAUUGCCAUUACUGCAGGCCAAAGUGAGUAUGGCUUUGCUGAGAAGGUUGUGGAGGGAAUGUCUGUGAUCAUCAACUCCAUCAUGAUUAAAGUUCAGGCCCGAGCGUUUCACGCCUCCUUUGAACUCUGGCAGCUCCAGGGCUGCAGCCUCAAUCCCAAAUGGCAGAAGAGCGACCUGCGCUACACGCGCAUUACACAUCCGAAGAGAGGAGAGGUCCUCACCUUCAAAGAGAUCAACUGGCAGAGUCUGCGCAUAGAGGCGGAUGCCAUAGAGAGUGACGAGCAGGAUCUGGGCAGCACGCCACUGCGCCUCAUUACCAAUCAAGGACGCAUACGCAUCGCUCUCAAACGCAGGGUGAAGGACUGUAAUGUCUUGGCCUCUAAGCUGCUGUUUAUACUGGAUGAUCUGCUGUGGGUGCUGACAGACUCUCAGCUCAAGGCCAUCAUCCACUACGCCAAGUCUCUGAGUGAAGCCAUGGAGAAGUCCUGCCAGCAGAGGAAGAGCAUGGCUGCUGAGACACUACAGACUGCGCCUCCCUCUCCUGGGAUCCACUCUCUGUGGACUGAACCUCCUCCACCCGAAGCGGUCGGGACCCCGGGCACACUGGCCCAGUAUUUUGACCUCCACGAUGUCAAGGAAUCAUCCUACCACACUUUCAUCUUGCGACUCGACCUGCAUAUCUGCAACGACAGCUCUUCAGAUUCCGAUGAAGCUCCACCUCCAGGGAUGCAGGGAGCGAUGCAGCUGACCUUCCGGAAGCUGGGCUGUGAUUAUUACCCGUUUCACAGGCCAGGUGAUGGCUGUCGGCACUGGGAGCGUCACUGCGGAGCGAUGGAGUCUCGUGCUCAGUGGGCCGCCAAACUGCUGCAGGAGUUUCAGAGGAGGAUGGAGGAUCUGGGCAUCCCUGGACCUCACUCAGAGCCAAAUGUGUCCGCUAAAGACUCUCCAGCCAAAAAAAUCAAGGAUGGCGAAUCACUGUCCAAUUUCAGUCCUGAACGGACUCCGACCUCUCGGCGGACUUCAGCAGCCGCCCCGUCCUCAGGAACCCCGCUGAAGAGACUUCGCUCCAGCUGUAUGGUGAUCCGUGUGGACGACCUGGACAUCCAUCAGGUGUCCACUGGAGGCCGUCACAGCAAGAGAACACAGUCUCUCCUCUCCUGCAACCGCAAAUCCUUACAUCUCCCAGACAGCACUCCUGCAAUUCACCUUCAGUUCACUGAAUACUACUUCCCUGAUAACCCUGGACUUCCUGUACCCUGCUCUAAUCUUUAUGCCCAGCUGAAUGGUCUACAGCUGUAUCUGGAUGCUCCAAGUGUCUUGUGGGUGACUCUGUUCUCACGGGGUCUACACAAGACGCUAGAUCAGGUCAAAGCCUUCUACCACCUCCAGGACAGCAGCAAGACGGACGAACACAUCGAUGUCCGCCUGGAUGCAACACAGCUGAAGCUGAUCAUUCCUCUGGAAUCCUCUAUUCUGGAUCACCCAGACCGUCCACAGUCAUUGAGCAUCAGUCUUCCUCAGAUCGUCCUCAGCAACACGCGCCACGCUCCUCAUGGUUCCCAUUCGGACCUCAACAGCACCUACAGCAGCUUCUCUGCCCACCCUUUCUUCCAUCCCAUGGUGUGCCAACCUUUCCCUCGCGAUCAGAGCGUCCUCCAUCCCCUGCCGUCUGCAUUCCUCCAACACUGUCUGGAAAACGAGUCCCUGUCAUUAGCGCACAAACGCCCCUCUCGCUCUCAGGACGUCUGGUCUGUCAGUUUGUCCCGAGUGGCUCUUGACUUUGAAGGGGCUCGUCGAGGGCCCAGAGGGAAAGCUCUUCCCUUUGUGGAGCCCUUUGCCAUGUCUUUGUGGAUGUGCUGCCCUUCUGCCUUCAAAAAAGACUCUCAUUGUUCGAGUAUAGAUGGCAAUUCGAAAAUACCCACCGGUUCUAGCAAACAAUCCCUCCUAGAUUCACCACAGGGUGUAAAUGACGUCAUAUCUAAUAAAGUUGACCAAACCAAGGGUCUAGUCAACUCUACCAUGGCCUCCAUCCAUAUCUUAGCCCAGUCCAUCACUCCUGUCAAAAUGUGGCUCAACCACUACCAGUUCGUAGCCCUUUUGCGGAUGAAGGACUAUCUUGCCCGACUAGCUGGAGAUUUGACCAAGGACGUCCAGGGUUUGGGACAACCUGAACACAAACCGUCAGAUCCCCCUUCGGUUUGUGUCUCAGUCCUGAUGGAAGCGAUAGAACUUGCUCUACUUCUUCCUCCUGCAACAUGCGAGCCAGAAGAAGAAGCCCGUUCUCCUGAGGAAACGGACAGUCCCAGCUUGACCGACUCUGACCUCUCGCCAUCCCACCACGCCGGUGAGCCUGGCCUGCUGGAGGACAGUGGGACAGGAGGGAAUGAGGAUCAAGAGGGUUCGGUAGAGGAGGCUUGCGAAGCUGUUGAAGAAGGAAUGGAUGAAACUCGGGCCUUUGUUACUUCCACGUCUCCUCCACUCUCUCCAGGGAAUCCUGCAUUACUGUCCCGUCAUAGCUCCACUUUCAGCUUGGAGGGGGAGCUGUCCAAUGCCCUGAAUGCCACCAAAUGUGUCACCAAAGAUGCACUCAGCGUCUCCCUGGAUCUCACCAAGGGUGCGCUGUCCAUCACGAAAGAUGCCUUCAGCAUCCUGAGCCGAGGAUCUGGCAUGACUAAACUCUUCACUCCUCAAAACAAGGAGCUAAGUGCACAUCCAGAAGAGUCCAGUCCCUCCAUAAUGGGAAACAUGAAACAGUCGCCUUCCCAAAAUUCCUGUGACAGUGCCAUUUUAGAGGGUAGUCUGGCGGACAAUGGCUUGUCCAUUGAUAGUGACAUCAGUGAAAACUUUGUCAUCCUCAUGGACUCAGAGUCUGGUGUGGAGUCGUUGCGUCCUAAUGGUACGGGUGUCUCAGGCAGCUGUGUUAGUCCAGCUCCAGGAACAGAAGGGUCGUCAGCAGACCUCAGCAGCUCUCUGUCCCAGAGCACGGAAGACAUUGCCCAAGAUAUGGUGUCUGUGUUAGUUCUGUGUCUGAGGCGAAUAGGGUGCCUGACGGAGAAGUGUGGUGAAGAUAUCGUGGUGGCGCUGGAAGCCCAAGAGCUUGUGCCUAAACAACAUAGCAACCAUAAAGUCAUAGACCUGCUGGCGGGACUGGCACUGACUGAGGCUGGUUCUUCCUCUCCAAGUGCUCCUCUGUCUCCCGGGCCCCGGUCUCUCUCCUGUCCCCCAGCAGCGGCCCUCAGGUUGGAGAUGGGACCACGUGCGGGCAGACACUCUCCUCUGUCUGAGAGCGUGGGCUUCAUGGAUAUGUGCCUGACAGGGUGCAAAGCAGAGCUCCUGGCUUCUACCUUAAACAUGCUGGGACCCUUCCUGGAGGAUGAGCUCAGCGCAGACCCCCAGCCAAUGAGACUGUGGUUACGGGACACUGCUAUUACACUAAAGGAUGAUGGUCCUCGUGUCUACCCGACCGCUCCUCGGCCAGUUCCUGUGCUCUUCUCUCUGGACGGCAUUGUUUUGGAGCGUAUGGAUGAUGGAAUCCUCAGCUUGAGACCUGCGCAGAGCCAGUCAGGGAUUGAGUCAGAAGGGGACAAAGAUAGAGCUGGCCAAUCCUGCUCUAGAGCUGAGGAGAAGAACAAUCCUCUGGAGUCCAGACUCGCUGAUGUCCAGUCAGCUCUAGAGAAAGCUCUGUCUGACCGAGAGCGCCUGCUACAGGAAGUCAGGAAACACGACCCCUCCUUCACCUUAUGAUGUACAAAGGGAAAGAAACCAGACUUGAGGUUUGCCUCUGACUUAAAGUUCUCAUCCAUCCCUUUCUGACGUCUGAGAGUCAAAUCACAUGUCAUCCAGUUCUCUUCCGUCUCUGCAAGUGUCCUCCAUGAGUCUUCCUGUAGUGACGCUUCUCUUUCUACUCUACACCAAUUCACCAAGUUCCCAGUUGGAGGGGGACUGAAGUCAACAGUGAAACGGAUGCUCACUUUACAUCUCAAAUCAGUUUCCUGUGAGGUUUCCUAACUGUUAAGAUGCUGCCUUUGAAGGAAACUGCUAGGUUUUGGAACAGAGCUGUAGAUUUGAUUUCUUGUUGGCUGCUAUUCAGCGUGUAAAGUACAGCCGAUGUGUGUGUUAUUCAUGAAAGGAGCUGAAGCAAAAGCACUUUGACGUAAAUGCGCUGUAUAUAUCACAGUUUUUAUCUGAGGUUCAGUGUACAAAAGAUGGUACUUCUAUUAACCAACACAUCCUCAGAGUCAUUGUACUGAGACUGAGAUGCCGUCCAUUUCCUCUAGUGUAGGAUCACGGUUCUCAUGCCGUACAGAUGAAGUGAUCAUAGAGAAACAUUAGUGCCAAUGCUGGUGGUCAAAUGAUUUGGUGCGCAAGCUCUUCAGAUGUGAAGUCACUUUGAUUCAGUAUUACAAUGCUCGCUUGUGUCAAUGUAACAAACAUUAUAUCUAGACUUAUUACAUUGUGGGUUAUUUAAUGAAAAAAAAAGUUUUUUGGUCAGUCUGUUACACUAAAUAAGUCACUUUGAGACAUUUCACUACUCUAUAGAGUUUAAUUAUUCAUGUGUAUGCAUAUUUAUUUGAACUUUAUUAGUAUGAGAUUGGAUGUCCAUUAACAACUGCAUCAAUUAAAUGGACAAUUUUUUUUGUUUAAUGUAAAAAAUAAUGGAAGUGAUUUAAGAUUUAGUGUUGGGUUGGGAUGAUACAUUUCAGUUUUACUACUAUUCUAACCCCCUUUUAAAAUGUUUAACUAGGAGUUGUGAUGAAAGGAUGACGUGAAGAGUGUUUCUGUGUGAUGUCCUGCACAAAAAAACGAAUCGAACUACAGGUGCUACAGCAUUUUGACACAUUUCUGGUGUGUACUGUAAUGUUUAGGACUAUCACAAGACUCAUUUUUGUGGUAAAUCAGUAUUGUGAGGCAUGAUGGUUUGUGGGUUUAUAGAAAACAGCUGAAUGAAUGUGGCUCCUCUUGGCCUUUGUGAUAUCAACAUCCCUCUCAUUCUUCGAAUGUUUGGAUUGCUUUAUCAGCAAGUGUCCGGUGAUUUCAAAUGUGGCCCAUCAUUAUUGACUUUGAAAGUGCUUUUUCUGUUUCUGUAGAGUUCCAGUGUCUCAUUGUGUCUCUGUGCAUCAGCUUUCAGUGCAAUGUGUAGCAUUCAUAUACACUAAACAAUCUGUUAGUGAUCAAGAUAUUCCUGUCUUCCAAAAACCUUAGGAUAGUCUAAACUGUAAAGACAUUUUUCUGUAGAUGGUAGAAAUGGAAAUAUUAUUCCUAUGAUCAAAAAUAACUUCAUUCAGUGCAUGGAAGG
Messenger RNA from Sinocyclocheilus anshuiensis, 5719 nucleotides. RefSeq names its product UHRF1-binding protein 1-like. Lineage: Eukaryota; Metazoa; Chordata; Actinopteri; Cypriniformes; Cyprinidae. The transcript is spliced from 21 exons. Bases 109 to 4167 code for a protein of 1352 amino acids. The record is from RefSeq and is a predicted model, not a curated record.